Aedes aegypti (yellow fever mosquito) is the source of this 1593-nucleotide messenger RNA. RefSeq lists its product as uncharacterized. The coding region runs from base 239 to 1159 and encodes 306 amino acids. Lineage: Eukaryota; Metazoa; Arthropoda; Insecta; Diptera; Culicidae. The transcript has 5 exons. The record is from RefSeq and is a predicted model, not a curated record.
GCAUCCGUUCUAGUCGCAUGGUGGUGGAUCAACAGGUGAAAACGUGACUUCUAGUGUUGCCAACCGAUGAAAGUUAGAACGAUUCUGAUGAACUGAUAAGUGCAACAUUGGAUUUGAGUGCAAAGGAGAUAUUGUUGGAGUAAUGAAUCAUUAUAUCUGGAGUGGUAAAAGUCGGUUGUGGUGAAUGAACAAAGAUGCAAUAAAUUGAAGGGUGAUUGUUUCCUCAAUUCGAUCCAGAAUGAAUGGCAUCAAAAUGGAAAUUAAGACCAUUUGGAUACUAGUGCUAUUGGUUUACUCCAAAGUUUCAGGCGGCGAAUUUUACGAUUCAAACAACAGCGCCUCUAUUAAUGCCAACACAGCCGUGGACAAUAAUUUGCAUUCCAUCGUGGUGAACCGCGAACUCAACGAUAGCGAUGACCCAAAUUCUAGUAAUCAUGUCAAUAGAGCCGAAGUAAAUUUCCUUGCGAAAUUAAGACAAAGCCAACGACAGGGACAAAUUAUCCCGACGAUGAAUAUGCCUCUCAGGAGUCAGCAAAAACUACAAUUGCCGCCAGAAAUGGGAUACGAUAGUGAUUGGCAAGAUCUUCUCGUUGAAUUGCUGAGCAACCCGAACAACGAAGAUAACAGUUAUCGGUCUUUGGAGGAAGACCUCGGUACGAUAGUGCGAUUUCUGGCUCAGCAAAGGCAACACUCGUUGCUGGGGGAGGCCAAUUAUCCUUCAUCGACGAGUGAUGAGCUCAGCGCACCUGGACAGAAGCGUGCCGCGGCUUUGAGAACCAGCAUGGCGAGGCGGUCACACACGUUUCCCUACAAUAAGGAGCGCUUUUCGCCCUCCAUCAGUGUUGGUGAGUUGUACGGAGCACUUACGAAUUUGGGAGACUUUUUCCAACACUUAAGGAACAACCUUGAAUCGCUGGAGUCCAAGAAUCUGUCCAAAGACCAGGUGAAGCUACUGGAGGGUGAAAACAUGAUUUCCAAUCUUCGGAAAGAAUUCACAGCAGACUAUCCCAAGCCUGCAGGAAGUGCAGCCUUUCUGCACGCUUACCGGAAUUAUCGCCCUUCGAAUGGAAUCCGAGCCCUGGUGUCGUCCGUGCCCGAUUUGUACCGGGGGACCAAUUACCACGAUCCGGUGUACAAACUAGCAGGACUGGGAAAGUAAUGUUCCCGCUAAUCCAUCGUCCACUUCCUCUGCUCUCGUGCUAAUGACAUGCUGCAUAUGGCUUCAAACAAAUUCGUAUCCGAUCAGAAUACGACAAAACUACAGAUUUGUCCAUUUGAUAGACCCUCACGCGUUUAGUUCGUUCCGUUUUAGCCUUCACUGAUGGAUAUGCUUGAAGUGGCCCCACAAGCAUUGCUGCGUUUAUCGUUGGUCAUUUGGUUGGUUAUAUCGGAGAGAUAGAUGACAUGAUCUGCCGCUUAAACUUGAUGAAUUGCUCGCAGAACGCCCGUACAAGAACAGUGCUGAUAUUGGUACAUAUGAAGAUGGUGAAUGUACUGGGUAGGUGUAAAAAUAAAAUGCGUGUCAGUAGAUUUUAAUCGAUACCUUAACGCUUUUGAUGUGUGGAAUAAAUUACCUUUCACUCUCAAAAAGGG